CAGAUGGGGAGGGGGCACUCAGCUGAGAACCCUUUAACCAAGAACACUAGUACAGCUAAGCUUUAGCUUUUAGUUCUUGAUGAGUAAGUAGUGACACUCUGUUCAUUGUCUUUUACUAGUAGUUUCCAGACAGAUCUCUAAUCAGGGUUCCCCAUGCUCCUCUGUUUACUGAUCUUCCACGUCUACUCAGUGUUGCCAACUGUGGAAUUUUAUUUUAAAAGAAAGGUAAAGGUAAUUCAUUUCAUUUAAUUGGUUCUAUCUGCGCUAAACAUGGAGAGCUCAUCUGGGGAUUAAGACUUGCUUGUCUGUUGGGAAUAUCUUUUUGUAUUUUGAUCUAGCAUCACCACAACUAAUUGCCAAAUAUGAACGACAUUUAGUCUGUACUUAGACAAGUUUUUCAUGCUAAUCAUCUACAUACCUAAUGACGAAUUGCUAGAUAAAAAAUAUUCGAACGAACGGGAUUGCCUUUUCUGAAAUCCUAUGUGGUGCCACCAACUUUGGAUUAGAAGAAGAAUGAAAGUUUACACCUUUAUUUCAAAACACACAAAAAGGAAAACUGUCGGGGGUUCCCUUAAUCAAGAAGUAUGUAUGCUUUUUAGAGCGGCAAAGAGUACAGCGUGUAAAACCCACCUUAAAAUUAGGCGGCCACCUCACAAGGUAGCGCCGCAUCAUCAAAAUGAUGCUGCUUAGUCACUACCCCACGUCAUGAUUCCCAUCAAAUUCAUUGGUUGGUGUGAAUCCCUGUCAUGACCGACUUAUUUGUCCGAACCUGAUUGGUCCAAAUAACGUGGUGGUGGGCAGGCAUCAAUCAUUUGUGAGGUUUGUUAAUUAAUUUGAAGGAAAGAAAAGAAUACCAUUUCCACUUCCACUUCUCCAUUUCAAAAAAUAAAAAUAAAUAAAAAUGAAUAAACGAAAGAAAACAGUUGUGUCUUUUGGUGACUGACUGAGUUUUCGACUCCUCCUCCCACUUCUAGAAAACCAGUUGUCUUCUUAGAGAGGAGCGUAACUGGCGUGUUUAUCAUUAAUUUCAGAUAUUCUUAAAUUGAAUUCUCUGAUUUGAAUUUGAAAGAAAUCGAAUCUCAUUAGAUUUUAUUCUUCAUUUUCAAAUAGUCUUUUGAGAGAUUUGUGAUUUGAUUUUGGUUUAGGGGUUUUUUUAUUUUGAUUUAGACGGAUGAGAGAUGCAGAAAGCAUCUCGGAAAGCUCUUCUUAAUCAGAGAAGAGCUUCUUCUUCUUCUUCUAAUGGGAAAACAACAACGGCUACAAGGCAUUUGUAUAAAGUCUCUCUGUCUCUACUUCUUAUCUGGUGGUUAUUUUUCCCUGUCUUGAUUGGUCACAGCGGUGAUACCGACAGCGACAACUACACAGAUAAAUCUGGUGCUGCGGUUGAGGAGCACACUUUGGAUGAAGCUGCUGAGCAGGUUGUAAGUGAAAGAUCUGAUUCUGGAACUGCUGACAUUCAAUAUGUUUCGACUGUUAGCACUAAGGACUCUGAUCUAGAUACAUGUACUGCAAGCUCGGCUAGCGAAUUGCUUACCAGUGGUGAAUUACUCGCAAUUGGGAAAAAUGAAAAUGAUCAAGAAUCUGUCAAGGAGAAUGAAAAAUUAGAUGUGUUAGAUUUGGGGCCGAAGGUGGUGGAAAAGGAGUUUGCUAGUGGUGAAUCACUGACAAUUGAAAAAAAUGAAAAUGGCCAUGAGUCUGUCAAGGACAAAGAGAAAUUAGAGGUGGUAGAUUUGGGGCUGAAGGUGGUGGAGAAGGAGUUGAAGGUAAACAACAACAACGAUAGACUAUCACGUGCAGCGCCACUCGGUCUUGAUGAAUUCAAGAGUAAGCAGCUUAGCAUUCCAAAGGGGAAACCUGUAAAUGGCUUGUCUAGAUGUGGUGUUGUUCAUAGAAAGGAGGCUGGUGGAACGGAGUACAAUUAUGCAUCCGCAUCCAAGGGAGCUAAAGUUUUGGAUUUUAACAAGGAAGCUAAAGGCGCCUCUCAUAUCCUGGGCAAAGACAAGGAUAAGUACCUGCGCAAUCCUUGUUCUGCUGAACUCAAAUUUGUUGUUAUAGAACUUUCAGAAGAAACACUGGUGGACACAAUUGAAGUAGCAAACUUUGAGCACCACUCGUCUAAUUUGAGGGAUUUUCAGGUACUAGGCAGUUCGGUAUAUCCUACAGAUAAAUGGGUAAGUCUUGGAAAUAUCACCGCGAGAAAUGCAAAGCAUGUGCAGAGAUUUGACCUUGAGGAGCCAAAAUGGGUGAGGUAUAUUAAGUUCAAUCUGCUGAACCAUUACGGUUCUGAAUUUUACUGUACGCUCAGUGCUGUGGGAGUUUAUGGAAUGGAUGCUGUCGAACAGAUGGUUGAAGAUUUGAUCUCAGUUAAUGAUAACCACCUUGCAUCUGAAGAAGUUAUCGUGGGGCCAGCACCUACACCCCCACAGCCUGAAGAACCUGCUCAGGGAGAUGGUUGGGAUUUUGAUAAUGAAUCUGUAGCAGAAAGUGCUAACUCGAGACCUGAUGUUCCGAAAAGCAAUGGGCGAAAUCCAGUUCCUGAUGACAAGCCUCAGCAAGUUGGGAGAAUGACUGGAGACACUGCUCUUAAGAUACUUUUGCAAAAAGUUCGAUCAAUGGACUUGAGUUUGUCUGUUCUCGAGCGAUACUUGGAGGAACUAAAUUCCAGGUAUGGCAACAUCUUCAAGGAACUUGAUGAUGAAAUUGCUGCGAAGGAUGUACUUCUCGACAAGUACAAAGAAGAUAUAAAGAACCUUGCUGACAGCAAGGAGGUCAUGGCUAAAAAUGUUGUGGAUCUCAUUGGUUGGAAAUCGCUUGUUUCCUCACAAAUAAGUAAUCUAGUUGAUGAUAACGUGAUUCUCAGAUCCGAAGUCGAAAGGGUUCUGAAAAAUCAGUCUUCCAUGGAAAACAAGUGUGUGGUUAUUUUGGUUGUUAGUUUAAUUUUUGGUUGCAUAGCUCUUUCAAAAAUAAUAAUAGAACUAGUUAUAAAUUUAUUAAGAAUACAGAAAUCCGGGAAAUUUACAGUGACAAGCUCCUCAUUGUGGCUUGUCUUGUUGUUGAGUUGUAGCAUUGUAGUAAUCAUCCUCUUGUAAUUUUGUUACAUAGUAAUUUUCCCUAUAUAUAAUAUAUGAAAGAAAAAAGAAGUUACUGUUUUUUUCUCA
This is a messenger RNA of Papaver somniferum (opium poppy), 3158 nucleotides long. RefSeq names its product SUN domain-containing protein 4-like. The transcript has 4 exons. Gene Ontology annotation, cellular component: membrane; cytoplasm. The record is from RefSeq and is a predicted model, not a curated record. Gene Ontology annotation, biological process: protein folding in endoplasmic reticulum. Lineage: Eukaryota; Viridiplantae; Streptophyta; Magnoliopsida; Ranunculales; Papaveraceae. The coding region runs from base 1179 to 3089 and encodes 636 amino acids.